Messenger RNA from Daphnia pulex (common water flea), 2708 nucleotides. RefSeq names its product tyrosine decarboxylase-like. Bases 323 to 2587 code for a protein of 754 amino acids. Gene Ontology annotation, biological process: amino acid metabolic process. The record is from RefSeq and is a predicted model, not a curated record. Gene Ontology annotation, molecular function: carboxy-lyase activity; pyridoxal phosphate binding. Lineage: Eukaryota; Metazoa; Arthropoda; Branchiopoda; Diplostraca; Daphniidae. The transcript has 13 exons.
GCUCCCCCCCGAAUCGGCAGCGCCAUUCCGAGGACGCUAUAAAAUGCCUUGAUUCCUUCACUUAAGGGCCAGUAGACAUCUAACGCCAAUUGUCGGCUUUGGAGGAUCUUUCUCUCUCCCUCUCACUUAAACACCAUUUUUUCUCCCCGUCUAUUGUUGUAACUCACUUCUGUUUAGCGUGAAAUUUCGUCCAAAGGAUCCAGGACUUCCAAGAUAUUCAGCCGUCAGUGACACUCGGUGAUUCCAACGCCAGCAACACAGAAUCAAUUUCGAUUUCAACUUUUUUUCAAUUUCAAGUCAAUAAUACGCCCAAUAGCAUAAAAUGGACAGCACGGAAUUCCGUCAACGCGGCCGAGAGAUGGUCGAUUACAUCGCCGAGUAUAUGGAAUCGGUGGGAGAAAGGCGCGUGACUCCCGACGUCGAGCCAGGUUACCUGCGCGACCUGAUCCCGAAGAAAGCUCCCAACGACGGCGAAGGCUGGGCCGAUAUCAUGUCGGACGUGGAAACCAAGAUUAUGCCCGGUGUGACCCACUGGCAGCACCCGCGGUUUCACGCUUACUUCCCCUCGGGCAACUCGUUCCCGUCCAUUCUAGGCGACAUGCUUUCUGACGGCAUUGGAGCAAUUGGUUUCUCCUGGGCUGCCAGCCCAGCCUGCACGGAACUGGAGACGAUCGUCUUGGAUUGGCUCGGCCAAAUGAUUAGUCUUCCGGCUGAUUUCUUAUCUUUCACCGAGAACAGCAAAGGUGGUGGCGUAAUGCAGUCAUCGGCUAGCGAGUGCGUGUUGGUCUGCCUGUUGGCCGCCCGUGCUCAGAAGAUCAAGGAACUGAAAGCCCUGCACCCUUUUGUUGAGGAGGGCGUCCUUCUCUCCAAGUUGAUCGCCUACUGUUCCAAGGAGGCUCAUUCCUGCGUAGAGAAAGCAGCCAUGAUUGCUUUCACAAAGCUGCGCAUCCUCGACCCUGAUGCAGACUUGAGCCUUCGCGGGGCUACUCUGGCUCAGGCCAUGGAAGAGGAUAGAGCUAUGGGAUUGGUGCCCUUCUUUGUGUCGGCCACUUUGGGAACUACUUCGUGCGUUUCCUUUGAUAACUUGGCUGAAAUCGGCCCUAUUGCUAAAGAAGCCGGAACUUGGCUGCACGUUGACGCCGCAUACGCCGGCAAUGCAAUGAUCUGCCCGGAAUUUCAAUAUCUGAUGAAGGGUAUUGAGCACGCCAUGUCGUUCAACUGUAAUCCCAACAAGUGGUUGCUCACCAACUUUGACUGCUCGACCAUGUGGGUUCGAGAUCGCUUUAAGUUGACCCAAGCCAUGGUCGUCGAUCCGCUUUACUUGCAACAUAGUCACUCCGACAAAGCUAUUGAUUACAGACACUGGGGCAUCCCGUUGAGCCGUCGCUUCCGCGCUCUCAAACUUUGGUUUGUCAUCCGCAACUUUGGUGUGGCCGGUUUGCAAAAUUACAUCCGUGAGCACUGCCGCUUGGCCAAGUGUUUCGAAGCUCUGGUUAAAGAGGAUGACCGUUUCGAAGUCAGCAACAUUGUCCGGAUGGGACUGGUGUGCUUCCGCCUCAAGGGUAACAAUAACAACGACCUGAACAAAAAGUUGCUGUCGAACAUCAACGCUUCCGGCAAACUUCACAUGGUGCCAGCUUCCGUUCACGGCAAAUUUGUCAUUCGCUUCUGCGUUUGCGCUCAGGAUGCCAAGGAUUCUGACAUUGAAUACGCGUGGGAUGUCAUCACCGACUUUGCCACUGAGCUCCUGGAGGCCGAGAUCGUCAAGGAGAAAUCCGGACUUCCACUGGAUGUCUUGGAACACAGCAACGAGGAGGUUGGUCAAGUCGCGCACAAAGUGGAAAUUUCGGAGCUGAUGGACUUGAUGGAACGCGUCCACUUGCCAAUCCAAAAGCAAAACAGCAUGGCCAGCAUUGGAAGGCAAGGCAGUUUGGGCAAUAUUGGAAGGCAGCACAGCCUUGCCUCUAUCGGAAGGCAGCAGAGCCUUGCCGCUAUCGGAGAAGUUGGAACCAACAACCUUCCGGAAUCCGGCGAUCAAGAGACGGCUAACAAGCCCAAGCAGAGACCGAGCCUUGCCAAGAGACUGAGCAAGCGUCAGUUCAGUUUCACCGACACGAUCGAAUUCGUCGGCAUGGUCAACACCGCUCAAGACGAGAGCAUGAACCCAAUUUCAGGAAAUCCAAGAUUGGCCGCAGCUGCUAGAAGAAGGGAAUUGCGCAGAAGUGAAGGAAACGACUUGGAGUACAAGCGUUCCUUCUUCGUCCGCAUGGUUAGCGAUCCCAAAAUUUACAAUCCGAAAAUCGUGGCGAAGUCCUCCAACUUCUCUGAAGCUGAUGACGAGUUAACAAGUGAAGAAACCAUAGAUAAAAAAGAUGCGCCGUCUUCGUGGAUUAGCUGGCCAUUAGGUCUACUUUUGCAGGGAGUCUUUGAUGAUCCGUCGACCGCUAGACUUCGUUUUCGCAACUGGGAUACUAAACUGACUCUGAAACCACCCGGAUCGAACCACCGUCGACAGAGAUCCAAGUCUCCGCAUCACGACAUCGACUCUACGGGCUCUAGUCGCUCUCAAUCCCCCGAAAAAUACUAACAAUAGAAAAAAGGAAAGAAAUUCUUCUACACUUGUUGUUUAAACGUCGUAAAUUUCCGUGUUCUAUUCCCAAAUGACAAAUACAGCAAAUCAUAGAAAAUAGUAUAAGAAUAUUAGAUAA